ACUACGUAUCAACGAGGUGAAAGCAUACUUCUUGUACUAGCUAGAUGCCUUUCAGUACUGCAUAUGUUAUGUAGGUGCAUAUAUAUGGUGCCCUGACAAGCUAAGGUUCUCUGCCUAGUUCGUUACGGCUACACCAACUGUCGUAACGGUCAAAGCACCAACGUACGUCAUCAUCGGCGGCGGCGGCAUGUGCUACGAGUCGGAGUGCUGCGGCGGCCGCGGCUCGUACCGGAACCGCAGGUUCGCGCUCGGCUUCUGGUUCGGCCUCGCCAUCCUCGCCGCCAUCGCCAUCAUCGUCGUGCUCGCCGUCGGCUACGGCCGCGUCUCCAGCCUCAGGGUCGCCGUCGACGACGCCUCCCUGACGCGCUUCGCGGUGACCGCCACCUCCGUCGCCUACAACCUCACCGUCGCGCUCGUCGUCCGCAACCCCAACUGGGCCAUGGGCGUCACCUACCGCUCCCUCGAGGCGUCCUACCUCUUCCACGGCAAGCGCUUCGACGGCGCCGCCGCCGUCGUCUCCUCGGGAUACGAGCAGGCGGCGAGGAAGACGGAGGUGUUCCGCCUCUCGUCCGGCUCCGACGCGGCGCCGGCCGCGCUGGGGAGCGGCGGCGAGAGGGAGUACCGGAAGGAGAGCGACAAUGGCGGGGUGUUCGACGUCGAGGUGGACCUGUCCGGCGAGGUGAAGUACGCGCUGCACAGCGCGUGGUGCAGGGUGGAGGCCAGGUGCCCGCUCAAGCUGCAGCUCGCCGCCGCCGGCAGCGUCGCCUUCCAGGAGACCACCUGCGACAUGCUCCGGUCGUCGCAGAGUGGAUGCUGAUCUGAUCUGAUCAUCAUCCUCCAACAUUUCAGCUCUACUAGCUCAUUUCAUUGCUGCAGAGACCUCUCACUCACUGCUUGUGUUGUGAUUGAUUUUUUUUUCUUCUUUCUUUUUUUUGGGUGAAUACUUGUGUUCAUGAUUAAUUGUGCACGGAUGCGUGCGUCUAUGUACAGUUGCGUUUUACCUUCUCAUUGACUUAUUUUUCUGUUUUAUAAUUUGAAUUAA
This is a messenger RNA of Oryza sativa Japonica Group (Japanese rice), 1042 nucleotides long. RefSeq names its product NDR1/HIN1-like protein 3. The record is from RefSeq and is a predicted model, not a curated record. Gene Ontology annotation, cellular component: plasmodesma; plasma membrane. Gene Ontology annotation, biological process: defense response to other organism. Lineage: Eukaryota; Viridiplantae; Streptophyta; Magnoliopsida; Poales; Poaceae.